AUGCGGCGGGCGAGGAGCCAAAUAAACUUGGAAGAAUUAGGGAUCGGGGAUCUCAGGACCAGAAAGGCUGUCACUGGAGCGCUGGUCCUCGAGAUCCCCGGUUUCGAAGGACACGCCAGGGCGGACGCCCUGGCUAACAGAAUGUCGGCCCUCUUCGCCGACAAAAAGGACGUGCGGAUAGCGCGAUCCACAAAGAGGGCCGACAUCCGGGUCCGGGACCUAGACGACGCGGCCACCGUGGAGGACGUAAUCUCCGCGGUGGCGGUCGCCGGGGGCUGCGGGCCCGGAGAAAUUAAGGCCGGGGAGAUCCGUCUUGGACCCGACCGCAUGGUGACGCUCUGGUUACGGUGUUCUCUUGCGGUCGCGAAGAAGAUUGCUGACGGAGGACGCAUACGCGUCGGGUGA
Odontomachus brunneus is the source of this 405-nucleotide messenger RNA. RefSeq lists its product as uncharacterized. Bases 1 to 405 code for a protein of 134 amino acids. The record is from RefSeq and is a predicted model, not a curated record. The transcript has a single exon. Lineage: Eukaryota; Metazoa; Arthropoda; Insecta; Hymenoptera; Formicidae.